AUGGAUUCAAAAACUACCCACAGUCCCUUGUUUCUGGUGUUUCCUCCAGAGGUCACUGUUCCCAAAUAUCAGCAAACGGCCCUAAGAACCACAGCCACUCAGUCUAAAAUCCCCUUGCCAACAUGCCUUGCUAAAAGACAGAAAAUCUUAGGGACUACCCAAAUCGUGUUUGGACUGAUGCACUUUUCUUUUGGAGUCAUUCUGUUUUUCACUCUUGUACCACCAUACCCACGGUUUCCCUUUAUAUUCAUUUCUGGAUAUCCAUUCUGGAGCUCUGUUUUGUUCAUUAAUUCUGGAGCCUUCCUAAUUGGAAUGAAAAGAAAAACCACAAGAACUCUGAUGCUCAUGAGCCGAAUAAUGAACACUCUUAGUGCGCUGGGAGCAAUAGCUGGCAUCAUUCUCCUCUCGUUCGGUUUUGCUCUAGAUCGACACUACCUUUGUGGCUAUUCUGAUGGAGCCAGUGAGUGUCAUGCCAUCACCACCCUAUUAAUGGGAAUUUUGAUUAUGUUGAUGGCCUUCACCAUUAUUGAAUUAUUCAUUUCUUCCUCUUUCUCCGUUUUGGCAACCCACUCAAUCCUUUGUCAAUGUGAGGAAUAG
Messenger RNA from Choloepus didactylus (southern two-toed sloth), 597 nucleotides. RefSeq names its product membrane spanning 4-domains A5 (gene MS4A5). The record is from RefSeq and is a predicted model, not a curated record. The coding region runs from base 1 to 597 and encodes 198 amino acids. Gene Ontology annotation, biological process: cell surface receptor signaling pathway. The transcript has 5 exons. Lineage: Eukaryota; Metazoa; Chordata; Mammalia; Pilosa; Megalonychidae. Gene Ontology annotation, cellular component: plasma membrane.